GAUGCCGUUCCACCACGUCAGGUCUACACUGCUCUACACUGGAAGUCUCCUGAGCCGGACUCUGUCUGAGGGGAGCGAAGCCUUCCAAAUCACCAGUAUAUCCACUGAGGAGCUAGGAGAGAUCCGGCAGGCGUUCCGGGUGCUGGACCGGGAUGGGAACGGGUUCAUCUCUAAGCAGGAGCUGGGCAUGGCUAUGAGGUCCCUGGGAUACAUGCCUAGCGAGGUGGAGCUGGCCAUCAUCAUGCAGAGACUGGACAUGGACGGUGAUGGCCAGGUGGACUUUGAAGAGUUUGUGACCAUACUGGGACCCAAACUUCUGUCGUCUGAGACCAGAGAAGGUUUCCGAGGAAGCACCAUCGAUAACAUCUUCUGGCAGUUUGACAUGCAGCAGAUGUCUCUUGAUGAGCUGAAGCAGGUUCUGUUCCAUGCGUUCCAAGACCACCUGACAAUGAAGGAUAUCGAGAACAUCAUCAUCAACGAAGAGGAGAGCCUCAAUGAGACAGGGAACUGCCCCGAGUACGAGGGAGUCCAUCCUAAGAAGAAGAACAGACAGACGUGCGUGAGGAAGAGUCUGAUCUGUGCCUUCGCCAUGGCCUUCAUUAUCAGCGUCAUGCUCAUCGCGGCCAAUCAGAUGCUGCGGAAUGGCAUGGAGUAGCCAAUCACAAUGUGAGCCUGGGGAGUGGGCGGAACAGUAUUAUAACCUCACUUCCUCUCUCUGCAGUAAAGAAAAAAGGAAGACAGAGCAGCCAGAACCCAAACACAUCUGUGAAGGACAACUAUAUGUUCUUUUAAAUAAAGUUUGUUUUGAUUUAUACCGUAAACAGACAAGAGAGUGCAAGGCCUGAUGGACAACAAAGUAAAACGAAAAGCCAUUUUUUUCAAGUCACUAGGAGGACUUGAUUAACAUAGAUAGACUGGAAGGGAUGCAAAGCAAUCGUUUUAUAUUUUGUGGGGAUUAUUCCUUUCAUUUCUGUAUCAGAGAAGGCCAGCCGUUUAAAUUAAGAUUGCCUUUCUAAUCUCCCCUUUAAAAGAUUUUCUAAUCAACAGCAAUCUAUUCAAUAUGCAGCAGGUGCUUUGAGCCAUUUCUGAACUUUUGGUUCUGGAGUUCAUAUUAUUUCAGGAAGGCAAUAUCUGAGGAUACUGAUACUGUACUACUGUUCAAUGUUUUAAACUGUAUAUAAACAUGUUAAUCUGUUCAUUUAAAAAAAAAGAUUGUACUAUCUUAUAUUUAAAUUUGAUACCUACUCAGUCACUCACCUGUGAACAUUCUACACAUUUAUUUUUACACUGUGACAGAGGUGGUUUGCAUCUUAAGGACAGACUUCUGUUGGCUCCCAGAGCAAACACCAAGGCUUUAGCUCUGCUGACUAACAUAGUCUUCAGUAAAAUAGUAGACCUUCUACUGUACACCUGACAUUCACUCCCUCGCAAUGUUCUUACAAUAUAGUUGACUGUCUAUUUGUCUGUCUGUCUGUAUACACUGCAAUGUGACUCUGUGGAUAUUCAAAGCCACUGUAUGUAUGUGGAGUAUUUACCUUAUGUCGUGUCAGUCUACGUGUCCAUAGGACAGUGUGCUGUGUGUGUGUGUGCUAGACUGUCUAUGCUUGGUCAAGGUUGCUGCCUGGUGGCUAUGGAGAGAACUUCACCCAAAUGCUUGGAAUUUGAACCACGGAUAAUACAGUUGUGGUCUAAAAUGUCUUUGACCAGGCCCGAUUAAGAUUGCUUUUCAUUCCAGGAGGCUUUUGGGUUUUUCCACUUUUGCCCUCGUUCACUCCCCUUCACAAAUCUGAUAGGACUAGAUGGUUGAAAGCAUAUGGUGGAAACUCCAACACCUAUCCGACCUGAAGGCUUGGUGGAGCUUUUUCUUUACACCUACUGUACCAAUCCAGGGCCAAUAUUCAUGAAGCAUCUCAGAGUAGGAGUGGUGAACCAUUACCACCUAGCGGAUUCAUGUCAUUUAAAUUGCUGGUCAUAAGACUCACAAAGCGUCUGAGUAGUGCUAAGAAGAUACAUUUUACUCCUACUCUUAUGGGUGAAAAUAAAAGCUAUGCAUGAAGCCUCUUUCGUCAUUAGAGUCCCACCUCGUUGACAGAUAUUUAGGAGACCUCAUGAGCUGUCCUAACCAGUUGAGGGACCAGCGGGUGCCUUGAAAAGAGAAAAUGCAGCGAGUCAGUAGUUCCUGCACCACAUGCAAUUGCUUUGGAGUUGUUAAAGAAACGUUUUGAUAUUUAAUUUAUAUACGAUCAAUCCAUAAAUAAUCUGGACCUACAUGCAACAGUAUUUCUUGCGAUUUUGACAAUGAUUUCUCCUUGGCCUAUUUAACAUGAUAUGCCUAAAUACUUAUGAUAGGGGUAUUCAACUCUAUCCCUACAAGGUCUGGAGGUGACUAGUUUUCUGUUCUACCUGAUAAUGAAUUUUACCCACCUAGUGUGCCAGGUCUACAUCAGUCCCUGAUUAGAGGGGAACAAUGAAUAAAAGCAGUGGAACUGGCUUUGAGGUCCAGAGUUGAGUUUAAGGGCACUAGGCUAACAAAUAAACAUUUUUCUUUUGAUUAUUUAAUAACCUACAUCAUGCAACUUCAUGUUAUCCCUUAAAACACGUUUUAACAAGAUUCCUUUUUUUGUGGAUAUUAGCCCUGGGGACAUAUGUAUCAAGCAGCUCAGAGUAGUGCUGAUCAAGAAUCAGUUUUGUCUUUUAUAUCACAAUGAAUAGAAAGAUUACAUGGACAGGAUGGAGCUAAUCCUAGAUCAGUACUCAUACUCUGCUACACUUGAUACAUACAGCCUCUAAAAUCCACAUACUGUACACACUGUAACGUGUUCAAGAGACAGAGUAGUUUACAGAGGUCGUUCAUCGUUAAUGUUUUCACUUCCAAUAUCACAUGUGCGGGCUACUGCAAUGUAUUUAUAUUCUUGGCCAUGUAGUGUAGCUCGUCACACACAAAUAUCCCCUCGCUGUCUCAGAUAUUUUAAUAUAUUUAUAUGCGAUUGGUCCAUCAGUUUAUAAUAAAGCCAUUAUGGCCCCUGACACCAGCAUCUAAUCGUAAUGUGUAUCUAGAUUAGUCAUAGUUUUACUAUUGAAAAUGUUUCUGACAUAUCUUUUCUGACCUGGUAAAGGGAAUGUAACGAAAGAGGUCUAUUGCUUGAGGAGAUUUCUAUCACUGAGUUUCUACAGUGCCUUCGGAAAGUUUUCAGACCCUUUGACUUUUUCCACAUUUCUUGAGGUUACAGCCUUAUUCUAAAAUGUAUUAAAUUGUUA
Oncorhynchus tshawytscha (Chinook salmon) is the source of this 3258-nucleotide messenger RNA. Its product is annotated as calcium-binding protein 8-like. Lineage: Eukaryota; Metazoa; Chordata; Actinopteri; Salmoniformes; Salmonidae. Gene Ontology annotation, molecular function: calcium ion binding. The transcript is spliced from 5 exons. The record is from RefSeq and is a predicted model, not a curated record. Bases 2 to 655 code for a protein of 217 amino acids.